Messenger RNA from Panicum hallii, 1922 nucleotides. RefSeq lists its product as uncharacterized. The transcript is spliced from 2 exons. NCBI's taxonomy places the organism in Eukaryota, Viridiplantae, Streptophyta, Magnoliopsida, Poales, Poaceae. The record is from RefSeq and is a predicted model, not a curated record. The coding region runs from base 36 to 1421 and encodes 461 amino acids.
AUCCGCAUUGCGCUGCUGAGGAGGAAGGGAUUGCGAUGGACCCGUGCCCGUUCGUGCGGGUGCUGGUCGGCAACCUGGCGCUCAAGAUGCCGGCGGCCCCGCGCGGCUCCGGCUCCAGCGCGGGGGUGCACCCGACCACCGCGCCCUGCUACUGCCGGAUCCGCCUCAACCAGCUGCCCUACCAGACCGCCACGGCCCCGCUGCUGCCGUCCGCCGAGGAGGGCCCGGCCUCGUGCACGGGCGCCUUCGCCGCGGCCUUCCACGUCUCCAAGGCCGACCUCGACCGGGCCACCGCCAAGCCCGCGCUCUUCGGGCCCCGCCGCACCGCGCGGCUCAAGGUGGCGGUGUACCUGGGGCGGAGGGGCACCACGUGCGGCGGGGUCAGCUCCGGGAGGCUGCUGGGGAAGGUGGUCGUCCCGCUCGACCUCAGGGCCGCCGUCGCCAAGCCCGUCGUGUUCCACAGCGGGUGGGUCGCCAUCGGCAAGCGCCGCGCUGGGCGCAAGGCGGCGCCGGCGCCCGCGGCCUCCGGCGGCGCCGCGCAGCUCAACCUGACCGUGCGCGCGGAGCCCGACCCGCGGUUCGUGUUCGAGUUCGACGGCGAGCCCGAGUGCAGCCCGCAGGUGCUCCAGGUGCAGGGCCGCAUGAAGCAGCCCAUGUUCACCUGCAAGUUCUCCUGCCGCAGCAACAGCGACCUCCGCUCAAGGUCGGUGCAGUCUGAUCCGGGGAACGGCGGGCGCAACUGGCUGGCCAAGUUCGGGUCGGACCGCGAGCGCGCGGGGAAGGAGCGCAAGGGGUGGUCGGUGACGGUCCACGACCUGUCGGGCUCGCCGGUGGCGCUGGCCUCGAUGGUGACCCCGUUCGUGGCGUCCCCCGGCUCGGACCGCGUGAGCCGCUCCAACCCCGGCGGCUGGCUCAUCCUCCGCCCCGUCGACGGCACCUGGACGCCGUGGGGCCGCCUCGAGUGCUGGCGCGAGCGCGGCGCGGGCGCCGGCGGCGACUUCCUGGGCUACCGCUUCGAGCUCGUCCCGGACCACACCAACUCCGGCGCGGGCGUGUGCGUGGCCGAGUCCGGCGUCCCGGCGUCCAGGGGCGGCCGGUUCGCCAUCGACCUGACGGCGGCGCAGCCGUUCGGCCGGAGCGGGUCCCCCGUGUGCAGCCCCCGCGGGAGCGGCGACUUCGGGCACGGGCUGUGGCCGUUUGGGAGCUUCCGCGGGUUCGUGAUGUCGGCGGCCGUGCAGGGGGAGGGGCGGUGCAGCAGGCCCACGGUGGAGGUGGGCGUGGCGCACGUCGGGUGCGCCGAGGACGCCGCGGCGUUCGUGGCGCUGGCGGCGGCGGUGGACCUGAGCAUGGACGCGUGCCGGCUCUUCUCGUGCAAGCUCCGCCGGGAGCUCUCGGCGUCCCGCGCCGAGCUGCUCCGGUGACCGGCAUGGGGCGGCGGCAUUGCAGGAGCCGGAAUCGGAAGGAAGGGUACAGCAGGCAGCCGGUGGUAGUGGCCUGGACGGCGAGGGGAAGGAGGGAUGGUGGUCGAGUGCUUCGUUUUCAUCGUUUGUGAUGGAUGAUCUCGUCCGGUCGCGAAAGUUUUGUCGCGGCGAUCGGACGAGCCUUGUUCUUGUGUGUUCUUGAUUGCGGGGGUUCCGGAAGCGGUGAUCACCUCUCGUGAUCUUGGCGCGGAGGGUGGAGCGGACGUUCGUUGAUCGUUUUGUGAUUUGAGCGAGGAGCAAGUAGGUGCUGUUCGUCUUCUAGGUGCUUUUUAAAGUCUAGAAGCAAUCAGAGUAGUCGUGCUGAUGUUUUUGUGUGUGUGGGUGUCUCGUGCCUAUGGUUCCUUUUUGGGAGCUUGCGUCGCUACCGAAGUGGUAGAUUGAGCAAGCUGCGAGAUGUGUGGAGACCGUGAUGGAAUGAUGGGAAACAAAUUCUUUUCGUUU